CCCUCAAUUAUGUAUAGUUUGGAUUAGAUUAGUUAAUAUUUAACUAUAUACAAAAAUGUAGCAAAAAUCAUUUUGCUACAUUGUACUCAUGUGAUUCUUGUUAAUAAGAGAAUAUUUCAAAAGACAGACGACACAUGCCAUAACGUUACUCACUCUAAGUCUUUUGUUGUUGUUCCAGAAACUCUCAAUUGACAACCAUGUCCUUUUCCACAAAAACAUUCAUCCUCUACCUCGUAUCCGCUUUCUCCGUCGCAAUUCUCUCCGCUCUUUACCUCACCCAAACAGCCAACCACCACGAAAAACCAUCUCUAUCUCUUCCCCACAAUCCCCUUCAACUCCACACCCUUAACGGAUCCAAAACCGUUAAAACUUGGCCCGAACUGAAAGCUAGUUGGAGACUUGCUUUGGCGACAGUUAUUGGUUUUCUAGGAUCUGCUUUUGGUACGGUUGGUGGUGUUGGUGGUGGUGGCAUUUUUGUUCCUAUGCUUACUCUUAUAAUCGGUUUCGAUACCAAGUCUGCAGCAGCUCUUUCGAAAUGUAUGAUAAUGGGAGCAUCAACAUCUUCUGUGUUUUAUAACCUACGAGUUCGUCAUCCGACGAAAGAUGUUCCGAUAUUGGAUUAUGAUUUAGCUCUUCUUUUUCAACCUAUGCUUAUGCUUGGUAUAACUGUCGGUGUUUCUCUUAGUGUUGUUUUCCCUUACUGGCUCAUCACUGUCCUUAUCAUUAUUCUCUUCAUAGGAACUUCUUCAAGGUCUUUCUUUAAGGGAACUGAGAUGUGGAAAGAAGAAACUCUUCUCAAAAAAGAAAUGGCUCAAGUGCAAACAACUUUUGUUAAUUCUCGUGGCGAACUUCUAAUUGACACGGAAUAUGAUCCAUUAGUACCUAGAGAAGAGAAGACACCUAUGCAAAUCUUUUGUUCUAACCUUAAAUGGAAAAGGAUUUUGGUUUUGAUGGUUGUUUGGGUUUCUUUCCUUCUACUUCAAAUCAUUAAGAAUAACGCUAGGGUCUGCAGUGUAUGGUAUUGGGCCCUUUUCUCCUUACAGUUUCCUAUUGCGCUUGUUGUGUUUGGCUAUGAAGGAGUGAAAUUGAACAAGGAUUACAAGAAGAGGAUGAGUACAGGAAACCUGGAAUGUAUCUGUGAAGCUUCAAUUGAAUGGACUGUGUUGCACAUUGUGUUCUGUGCACUGUGUGGAAUCUUAGGUGGGACAGUUGGAGGAUUACUUGGCUCUGGAGGUGGUUUCAUUUUGGGACCUCUUCUCAUUGAGAUUGGAGUUAUCCCUCAGGUUGCUAGUGCAACAGCAACAUUUGUGAUGAUGUUCUCAUCAUCUUUGUCUGUGGUUGAAUUCUACCUACUCAAGAGGUUCCCUAUUCCCUAUGCAUUAUACCUCUUCACUGUGUCUGUUCUAGCUGGAUUUGUGGGACAGUUAUUUGUAAGAAAAUUGCUUAGAAUUCUUGGAAGAGCUUCAAUCAUUGUGUUCAUCCUCUCAGGGGUCAUUUUUGCAAGUGCUCUCACCAUGGGUGUGAUUGGCAUUGAGAAGAGUAUUCAUAUGAUCCAAAACCACGAUUUUAUGGGAUUUCUAGGCUUUUGUAGCAGUCAAUAGUUGCACAUUAUGGAGUCAAUGUGAAAAAGCUUGUAUAAAUCUCAAUUUGAAAGAAGGACAAAGUGAGCAUUGAUGAAUGUUGGUCAAUACUUAGUUGACCAACAAGAAUAAAUAAAGCUAGCUUGUCCUAUCGUUUUUGAGUUAGUGUUAACUUCUGGUUAACACGUUUCUCAUAAUAGUGUGCAGCAUUUAUGUGUGAUGAAAAGAAAAUGUUUGUUGUGUAGUGAUUCAAUUAGUGUGAUGGUACAAAAGCAUGUGCAUUCAUUCAAUGUUUGUGUUUGUAUGUGGCCAAUUCCUCGUUGGCUACAUUUAAAGGUCAUUUUCUUGUGUAUUGAAUAAACAAGGCGUGAUUGCCUUUCAUUCUAAGGAUUUGUGGUUGAAUGUUA
Molecule: messenger RNA, 1987 nt
Organism: Lathyrus oleraceus (garden pea)
Lineage: Eukaryota; Viridiplantae; Streptophyta; Magnoliopsida; Fabales; Fabaceae
Product: sulfite exporter TauE/SafE family protein 4
Exons: 12
Coding region: 198-1601 (467 amino acids)
Biological process (GO): protein ubiquitination
Cellular component (GO): membrane; Cul4A-RING E3 ubiquitin ligase complex
Source: RefSeq, a predicted model, not a curated record